Molecule: messenger RNA, 765 nt
Organism: Nanorana parkeri
Lineage: Eukaryota; Metazoa; Chordata; Amphibia; Anura; Dicroglossidae
Product: proline-rich protein 2-like
Exons: 2
Coding region: 1-765 (254 amino acids)
Source: RefSeq, a predicted model, not a curated record
AUGGGGCUUCCGGUGUGUAUGCACACGCUGCCAUUGCUCAGGCACAGACACUGGGAUGUGAAAAGGGGCGGUGACAACGCUUAUCCAGCUAAGCUACACAAGAACCUUGGUCCGAAACCUUUAGCCCAAGACACUAGUAAAAUACCUGCGGGACAAUACCCAGGGGGUCCCAACCCCUGCAAGGGGGAACCGUCCCCCAGGGGGGGUCCCAACCCCUGCAAGGGGGAACCGUCCCCCGGGGGGGGUCCCAACCCCUGCAAGGGGGAACCGUCCCCCGGGGGAAGUCCCAACCCCUGCAAGGGGGAACCGUCCCCCGGGGGGGGUCCCAACCCCUGCAAGGGGGAACCGUCCCCCGGGGGAAGUCCCAACCCCUGCAAGGGGGAACCGUCCCCCGGGGGAAGUCCCAACCCCUGCAAGGGGGAACCGUCCCCCGGGGGAAGUCCCAACCCCUGCAAGGGGGAACCGUCCCCCGGGGGAAGUCCCAACCCCUGCAAGGGGGAACCGUCCCCCGGGGGAAGUCCCAACCCCUGCAAGGGGGAACCGUCCCCCGGGGGAAGUCCCAACCCCUGCAAGGGGGAACCGUCCCCCGGGGGAAGUCCCAACCCCUGCAAGGGGGAACCGUCCCCCGGGGGAAGUCCCAACCCCUGCAAGGGGGAACCGUCCCCCGGGGGAAGUCCCAACCCCUGCAAGGGGGAACCAUCCCCCGGGGGGGGUCCAAGCCCAUGCAAGGGAACCGUCAUACAUCUUCCCCUUCAAGGAGGAUAG